Messenger RNA from Cladophialophora psammophila CBS 110553, 2835 nucleotides. RefSeq lists its product as uncharacterized. Gene Ontology annotation, molecular function: calcium ion binding. The transcript has a single exon. The record is from RefSeq and is a predicted model, not a curated record. The coding region runs from base 1 to 2835 and encodes 944 amino acids. Lineage: Eukaryota; Fungi; Ascomycota; Eurotiomycetes; Chaetothyriales; Herpotrichiellaceae. Gene Ontology annotation, cellular component: membrane.
AUGUAUCUCACGGCAAUCAGCAGGCCUUUGUUGGCAUGCUCGCUCGCUGUAGCCCUCGAUCUCGUCGCGGCCAUACCAGAGCUCGCUUUUCCGCUUAAUUCUCAAAUCCCGCCCGUUGCAUACGUGGCGCAGCCCUACAGUUUUGCAUUUUCCGCCAACACUUUUACCUCGAGAGCUCCGCAGAUCUCCUACACGUUCACACAAGGUCCAAAGUGGCUUGACCUUGACAGUGCUUCUCGCCAGUUCUCAGGAGUCCCUACCGGAAGCGACCUGGGCACCACAACUUUGCAACUGGUUGCUUCAGAUUCGACAGGACAGUCGUCAACGAGCGUUACAUUUAUUGUGCUUGAGUCUCCCACAUUGAAGCUUAAUGCACCCCUUUUGCCUCAACUAGAGAAAAGCGGCAUCGUCUCUCCGCCGAACUCAUUACUUGUCCAUCCGCAGCAGCCAUUUCAUCUUGCCUUCGAAAAAGAUACCUUUAGCGGCGCUACAUUUGGUACAAGAUACUAUGCAGUCUCGGUGGACAGCAGCCCCCUGCCCCCGUGGGUGGAGUUUGACGAAUCCCAGCUCGCGUUCUCGGGCACAACCCCUGCGUUGGUGUCCUCUCUGGCUGGACCCGAGACGUACGGCCUAAGACUCGUUGCUUCGAACGUACCUGGAUUUGCGGAAUUGAGCAUUGGCUUUCAAAUUGUCAUUAGCCGUAGGCUGCUGGCAUUUUCAACUGCUUUUCAACAUAUCCGCAUUUCCACUGGUGUACGAUUUGAAUCUGUGCCGCUGCGGCCCUUGAUCACACUCGAUGGGGACCCUGUCAGGGACGAUCAGAUUGUCAGUAUAGACGCGAAUGUUCCAGCAUGGGUCGAGUUGGACAGAAAACAAGUGUCUCUGCGCGGUAUCCCUGAUGCUUCUGUCAGCGCUACUAUCACCAUCAGCGUCACAGAUAUCUAUGAUAAUGUUGCCAAUGCGACCAUCUUUCUCGAAAGUACUGGAGCUUCAAGUGUAUCUCUCGGGACCAUAGGCGUCGUGAACCUUACAGCCGGCGAAUACUUCUCAUACACUUUGAUCGCCCCCACCUUCUCUCCUUCGAUUCACGACAUGCCUGUUUUAGGCAACGCAUCUGUCUGGCUUGACUUUGACGCUCAAACCUGGACUCUGUCAGGGCUAGUGCCCUCAGAUCUAUCUCCCCAGACACUAAAUAUUACCAUCACAUUUGUAAACACAACAACUAAUGCUACGGGAGAUGUGAUUCUACAUGUACUUCAGAAAGCCUUCGUUACUGCAACAACACCAACGCAUACCACGCAGACAUCAAAUGUUCCGGGAGCUAGCGACACAAGCAAAGGGUCUGAAGCAGCAAUGAGGUCUUUGAAUGGGAACGCAGCGAACAGACGUGUGCUGCACAUCGUACUCGCCGUUGUCUUUUCUCUUGUUGGAGCCUUGCUUGCAGCACUUGUGAUUCUAUGUUGGCUCAGGAGGAGACGUAAGAAAAAUGAGACUGGUGAGACUUCUUUUGAAGGAAGGCCCGCGCUUGUCAAUGGUCACUCACAUGAGCCACCGAACCAACUGCCACUAGCUAUGGCAACGUCUAACCAUCUCGCCAGUGCCCAGGGUACCGCCGCUCCUGGGCCGCUGAGAAUGGUUCAUGCAUGGUCAAACGAUUCCUUGCAGAACUCUAGGCAGAGAUUAUCGGGCACAGGGCGUCUAGAUCCUCUUUCGCAACAUCGCACUUCACAAGUGCUCCCCCCGAAUCGAGUUCCGGUUGCCCACCCUGAAGCUGCCGAGGAAUUUGACAGGGCGGUGGAUUCAGCAUUUGAAGCUUCGCCUGUCAACGCGAGGCUGUCGCCCCCUAGACUUCCAGCCAUACCGAGCCGAUUCUCGGCAACAGAUCUUGAGAGUCAGCAGAGGAAUUCGCCAAACAGUCCCCGCCUAAAUGUGGUGUCAUGCGUGGUCGGCUUGCCGGACAGGAGCAGCGGCGCUGGGCAUGGGGCCGGUAUCCUUAUCCCUCCUGAUAUCGAUCAGACGUCUUGGCGGAAUACUUGGGCAUCUAACUUCUUGAGUGAGCGCAGGAGGACUACAUUGGUGUUGGACUCAUUCCCUGCGCCUCCCGUGGAGGGAUCGGCCUCGGCUAGAACUGGGUCUAAGAGUAAGAAAUCGGUUCCCGUACUCCGAAUUGUUCCAGAAGAUAGCAGUCAACCUCUAUCCUUUGAGGAGCUGCGUCAGAAGUGGCAUACGGAACGUGCACGGGCUAAACUAGAAGGGUCUGCAAGGUUUUCAAAUGCAGGCUCGGCGCGGAUGAUGGCCUCACCGAGAACUAUGUUGUGUUCUAGAAACGCGGCAGCGUCUGCGAACCAAGAUCCGCCAACAUCAACAUCAAGGGCGAAAGAGUCCAAAAUCGUGGACAUCCAAGCAUCUCGCGAGCAUUCACGGUCAAGGUGGUCUGGCGUUGGGCUGGGGGCUCCAGGAACCGCAAGAGGAGGCAGUCUGUUACACUCUUACACGGGGCAUUCACCAACGUUGAGGACGAAGCCCAGCAUCGCGAGCAGCGGGCAGUUUGAAUCAGUCGCUUCCUCAGAUGGCCACUUGGAGGACGAGAAUACGCCUGUCGAAGAAACAGCAGCGGAGCCCAGACAGUGGCAGGCGGACAACAACUCGCAAUCUUCACCACGGAUACCAUUCAACAUCCUUUCACAUUCACGAGAAAAUGUAAGGAACAACGAUUCCGAUGCCGAUGCGAGGCAUCGAGCGUCGCUGGCUGACGGCCGCAAACAUAUAAGUGUUGAAGAAGGCGGACUGAAGAGGACCCAGGGCAGCCGAAGAGGGAGCUUUCGGUUUAUAUGA